Messenger RNA from Umbelopsis ramanniana AG, 2430 nucleotides. RefSeq lists its product as uncharacterized. The coding region runs from base 1 to 2430 and encodes 809 amino acids. The record is from RefSeq and is a predicted model, not a curated record. Lineage: Eukaryota; Fungi; Mucoromycota; Umbelopsidomycetes; Umbelopsidales; Umbelopsidaceae. Gene Ontology annotation, molecular function: ATP hydrolysis activity; ATP binding. The transcript has 5 exons.
AUGGUAGCUGCUCAAAAGGCAUUCGCCACUCAAGUUCAAGCGUUUAAGCUUGCCAUAGAUGAAGAUACCCUCGAAUACAUUAAUGGCAUUUUAGAAGAUCUGACUGAUCUCGACUCGGUUCGCGAAGCAACUGAGCAAUUCCUGCAAGAUGCGGUAGAUGAUCAAUCUGUGAUCGAUCGUUUUUAUGCGACAAUGAAGUUGGAUUCCGCAACCCCUUCAACGCAAGCGGAAGUACCGACUUUAAGAAAACCACUGCGGAUAGACGAAACAAGCAAAGAUAUGGAGUCUUUGUCUCUUGAUUCGUCUAGUAAGGUCGAUAAUAAGACAACAGCGAAAUCGAAACUCUUGGGAAGAAGAUCAAAGAAAAACAAGGAAAUUACUCCUAAUUCAUCAGAUCAAGACCAACCCGCUGUUGAAAUUCAAGCAUAUUCGCAGCAAAGUCGAUUUCAUCGCGAAACUUUCGACGCCAGCAAUACUGAAAUUGAUAUCAAGGGUGUAAAUGUUGUAGUUAAUGGUAAGGAAUUACUAGUUGAUGCGCAUUUGAAGCUGAAAGCUGGUAUUCGAUAUGGUAUGGUUGGGCAAAACGGUGUUGGAAAAUCAGUACUCAUGUCUGUGAUGGGCAACGAUACCUUGGUCGGAUUACCGCAAAAUGUCAGAAUAUUGCAUAUUGCUCAGCUCGAAGAUAUUCAUGCUGGCAGAAAUGUCGUUGACGAGGUUUUGCAUGCGGAUAAAAACAGAGUACGACUGAUCCAUGAGGCAAAGGCAUUGCAGAAUGUUAUGUCGUCGUCUUCUGGAGCUUCCACCACUGCAGCCAAUCCAGAAUUGAACAAGGUCGUCCAUCAGCUUCUGGUUGACCGAGCGAACGAUCGACUAGAUCAUGCUCAGAAAUUAGCGACCAAGCGAUCCGGUGCCCGUGGUUGGGAUGCACGCUUAGAUCUCAACAAGGUGGAGCAAGAAUGCAGGGACCUAGAAGCUGCUGACCCUAAUACGUUUGUUACACCGCAAAUGGUGAAUGACAUGAUGACCGAAGUUUUUGAAACAUUCGGUGUGAUGGAUCUCGAUGCCGAUGAAGUCAAAGCCAAAAGAAUUCUUCAUGGUCUUGGAUUUACCGAAGAAGAAAUCUCGAAACCAAUCGAUAACUAUUCCGGAGGCUGGAAAAUGAGAAUCGCAUUGGCCAAAGCUUUAUUCAUGAAGCCAGAUAUUCUUCUUUUGGAUGAGCCUACGAAUCACUUGGAUCUACCGGCCAUUCUGUGGUUACAAGAUUACAUACAAAAUCAUACAGAAGGUCAAACAAUUGUGGUGGUAUCCCACGACCGCAAUUUCUUAGAUGAAGUAACUGAGGAGACCAUCAUCUUCAGAAAUAAGCAACUUUCUUAUCACGUUGGAAAUUACGCAGACUGGGAGAAGAACACGGAGGAGCAGAGACGCCGCAAGCAAAGAUUAAAGGAUAUUACGGAAAAACGACGAAAGCAAAUGAUGGCAAGCAUUCAGAAGAAUGCUCAGCAGGCCAAAUCGACUGGAGAUGACAAGCGUCAUGGUCUAAUAGCCUCUCGCAAAAAGAAACUGGAGAAAUUGGGAAUGGAGAAAACUGAGGACGGCAAGAGGUUCAAGCAAAGUUACUAUGCUGGAUACCAUCUCAGUGCUCGUGUCGAAAUCGUAGUCGAGGAAGGCGUAAAGACGGCUGAUAUUAAGAUUCCUGACCCUGAGCCGUUACGAUACCAUGGACCAAUUCUUCAACUUGAUGAUGUUUCGUUUUCAUAUGGGCCAAAGAAAGUCAUCAAUGAGGUCUCUCUGGAUGUGACUCAAGGAGCACGUAUAGCUCUUUUGGGGCCCAACGGAUGCGGCAAGUCGACGCUGAUGAACUUACUCGCUGCAGAAGCCGCGCCGGCAAAGGGAGAGCUGAAAAAAUACCAUCGUCUACGCGUUGGCUAUUUCUCGCAAAACACAGUGGAUCAGCUCAACCUUAAUCUGACGCCCCUUCAACAAAUGAUGGAGUUGUAUCCAGGAAUUAAAGAACAAGAAUGCCGAGCGCACUAUGGUGGAGUUGGAGUGAGCGGCGACAUUGUCAGGCGGCCGAUUCGAUCGCUCAGUGGUGGCCAACGCAACAGAGUAGCGCUUGCUAUGGUGACUUUCAUGGAGCCUCACGUUCUAUUGCUCGAUGAAAUUACAAAUCACUUGGAUAUGGGCACAGUUGAAUCUCUGGUCGAGUCAUUGAGCGGAUACAGUGGUGCUCUUGUUUUGGUGAGCCACGACGUAUGGUUUUUGCGUCAGCUCAUUGAAGGCGAUCCUGAUGACAGCGACGAAGAAGAGACCGAAGAUGAUGGUCCCAAAGGUGACUUUUAUGUCCUUCAAAAGGGCAAGCUCAAGCGAUGGGAAAAGGGAUUGGAUGCAUACGUGGAAAAGGUGCAACGGUCUGUAGUUGCGCAGUAG